This is a messenger RNA of Asterias rubens (European starfish), 4521 nucleotides long. Its product is annotated as von Willebrand factor A domain-containing protein 5B1-like. Bases 425 to 4333 code for a protein of 1302 amino acids. NCBI's taxonomy places the organism in Eukaryota, Metazoa, Echinodermata, Asteroidea, Forcipulatida, Asteriidae. The transcript has 12 exons. The record is from RefSeq and is a predicted model, not a curated record.
UGGUCUAUCCCCCGCCUCCUCUAUCCGUUGACAUUAGAUACAGACUAUACUAUAGAAGCCACUCAUGUGUACCCACCCGAUAUGACAGAAUUCAGUGCUAUGACGUCAUCAUCAGUACCGUGAUGUCGACUGCAUCCAACGAGACGUGUGGUACGUCUCUCGAGCGAGGUAAUGAUGGGACGGGAGGUGUAUACGAGCAUUAUGUUUUAUUUGAGAUGAAUCUAAACCACGCUCAAGAUGCUGUCUAACAUGGGACCUCUUACAUCUUAUCAAACGUCUUGAGGAGAUUGUAUACGUGCUAUGCUGAGCAGUCAGGACUCAGGAAAGUACUGAGUAUACAGUGCUAACACACAUCGGUGUAUGGUGAUUCGCAAAGAGACCGUGCCUUUCAGCUUGUUGGAUCGGAUAAAGAGAGUGCCUCAAUAUGCCUGGUUUAGUAGACCGUCACACCCGGGCACCUCUGCCUCUUCAAGCAACGCGGGUGUCGACCUGCCUCAACGGACUCUCCCUCGGUCUAACCUCCUCCAUCACCUACUUCAAUGACGAAGAUCACGUCGUAGAGGGCGUUUUCUGUCUCGCCUUAGACGAGAACACGUCCGUGACGGGAUUUGAGGCGCGUAUGUCACAGGGGAGGAAUAUCAGCGUGCACGUGAAGGAUCGGAGCGAGGUAGAACAUUACGAUGAAAUAUUAACUGGUUCUCCGUCUACAUCCCGCCAUAAUGGCAGUCAACAUACCUACAUACCACCGGGGAAGUUUGCCCUUACAGAGUACGACAGCACCCGUGUUUUCUGCGCAAACCUCGGCACCAUCAGACCUCAUGGUACGGUCACUAUCCUAAUGUGUAUAUCCUCACUUCUUCAAACCGGCAAAUCAGGAGAGGUUAUUGUUAAGCUGCCUAACAUAUUCACCCCACGUUAUGUUAAGGAACUCGUGCCUUCAGAAGGGAAAGAUUCCAACUCUUCACGUCAGAAACAGGCUAAGCCUUGCCUAGCCGUAGCCCAACAUCAAUUCCUGCUUAAAUCAUUGAUAUUACUGGCUGAGGAAGUCAGUGAAACCUCCAAAGAAUAUGACUUUGAAUUUCAGCUUGAGGUCAAAGCACCCGCUCUCCUCGCUGGUGUUUCAUCAUGUACGCAUUCUAUCCGAGUCGAUGCCGAUCCGUACGCCGACAAUGCUUCGGAUGUCUUCGUGACCCUAGCCGAACCCCACCUGAUGGAUCGUGACCUCGAGGUCAUAGUUCACCCACCGAAACCCCACGUCCCCGUCGUUAUCCUGGAACAUGGCGACAUGAGUCCGGCUGAGUACGAAAACUUCGUGAAAGUGGAGCAGGAAUACUUCCGGACUGGGGAGUGCACAGAGAGUGAUCAACGUCGAGACUUGUUGAAUAGAAUGCAUAAAGAUAUCAUGCAUAAUGCGGUAUCAAUGUUGAACUACUGCCCUGAUUAUGAAAGCCUAACCCGUCAGAUGUUACACUAUCGUUACGACAUCCAAGGUGAAUAUAUCUUCAUGAUAGAUCGUAGCGGUAGCAUGAGUGGGGAGUACAUCGCUAACGCCAGGGAGACCCUCAUGAUGUUCUUAAAGAGCCUACCGGUCUGCUGCCAUUUCAACAUCGUGGGUUUUGGUUCCUCCUUCAAACCGCUAUUUGAAUGCAGUCGAGCCUACACACAGUCCAAUAUCCGAGAAGCAAGUGGUUAUAUUAAGAAGAUGCGAGCUGAUAUGGGUGGUACCAGUCUACUGGCCCCUCUUCUUUGGAUCUAUCAGCAACCAGUUACACGUGGCUGGCCAAGGCAGUUGUUUGUUCUGACCGAUGGGGGCGUUAAUAACACCGGGGAUAUACUGGAUCUGGUGAGAAGCCACAACAGACAAACCAGAGUGCAUACAUUUGGCGUCGGUGAGAAUGUCUCUAAACGUUUAGUGAAAGGAAUGGCACGUGCCGGUAGAGGGCGGGCUGAAUUCAUUGCCAUAGGGGACCGUAUGCAAACAAAGGUUCUGAACACUCUUAAGUUCGCCCUUCAGCCUUGCAUCAGUGACAUCCGUCUAGAAUGGUGUCUCCCCUUUGGUGUAGAAGUACUUCAAACCCCCUCCGUACAUCCUCCGAUGUUCCAGGGCGAACCUCUAGUAGUCUACGGUCUACUGUGUGAUACGGUCCGUAUGCACAGCACCCUGGCCUCAGUGCUCCUUAAGACGGCUCGUCGUAAUCCCUUCACGGAGAAGGCUCUAUCAAGAGGCUCGAGUAAUGAGAAAGCCGAGGAGGAUGCAUCUUCCCCUACAAGACCCAAGUCACCUGUCAAGAUUAAUAGUCAAGACACAGAUGACACCAUACAGGACACUCAUGAUUUCCUUCCACCGAAGAGUCAGUCUAACGGAUUGACACAUUCCACGCCCCCAAUGGUUGAUGAUAUUGAGUUACCACCUCCAUCUUCAGUUGAGAACAGCCCAAGAAGAAGGAAACUCUCUAAUGUUGGUCAAACGGCACAAAAACGGUACCUUGAGCUCGCCGCCAAGCGGAACCGGGCUGUAUCAGUCCCUGAUAAUCGCUUUGGAGGAGUCUCGGACCCAGUUGCUGUUCAUACAAUCCUAACACGACUUGAAGCAACAACUGAACGUCGACAGUCCGAAUCCCAACUUCACCCCUUGUCUGCCAGAUCUCGUAAAUUCACGCCAGUUUUGAGAUCCGAAGGCGGGAGUACAACGAGUUUUGAUUUCGAACCGUCUAGCCCGGCGUGGGAUAACUUUAUGGAGUCUGGCGACAGUGAGGAAUUGUUCGAUCGAGAGGUUCAAAUGUCGUUGAAUGACGCUGGGGUACUAGACGAUGGUAAACUGGUUGACAUGUCGACUCGAACCAGCCAAUGUAGCGUCAUCGUAUCUGGUCUCUUCUGCGGUCGUCCAAUAAGUUGCGAGGUUCCAUUUGAUAUCUCAACCUUAGUACGUGGUGAAUGGGUCGGACCAUGCGGUGAAGAAGACGUCUGGGAAGAGACUAUUCACCAAAUUGCCGCCAAGAGACUUCUUCAAGACUUUGACUCAUAUUCAAGACGUCUCAGCUACGAAAAUUCUGACAAGCGGAGUUUUUCUGAGGCAACUUCUGAAGAACUGUUGAAGAUUCGUACCCGAAUGUUGGAGGUAUCCCAGGCAGCUAAUGUUAUAUGUCGACACACAGCCUUUGUAUCUGUCGAUCAAGAAACUCUGGAACCGCUACCGUCACCAAUACAGGUGAUUCAACCAACCCCUCGUAUAUCCAAGCCUGUUGGUCGACGAUCAAUUCGCUUUGGUUACAGUAAAGGACUAGGACGAAGAAUCUCAUCAUCAUUCACCGACUCUGAAGAAGAUGGCUUCUCAUCAGGACUUGGUCGAUCAGACUCAAUGAGUUCCAGCCAAUCACAAUCGCAGCCUUACUCAGCCUCGCAUUCAUUGGAUCUUCCACAUGCUAAUAGCCCUACGUGGACGUCACAUGAUACACCAGAAUGGUCAGUUGCUGGGUCUUUUACCAACCUCAACAUCAGUAAGCCGAAACCAUGGCAACUAGCUACUCGUCUCAUCAAGCUUAGCAACCGUCUAAGCACCAUGCCCUCUAAGAAACCACUCUUCAGAGCUAUUGAUAUGAUGGAAGGAGGAGGUAGAACCUUGAGUAUGGAGACGGUUGAGCUCCACGCUCUAGUGAAUGUCCAGCUCUCUAAUGGUUCCUGGGAGCUGGAUCAGGAACUAGCAGAAGCUCUUGAUAUCCCGUUAGAGAGACUGAAGAGAGCUUCUCCUCUCUGCAUUGCAGUCUGUGAUGAAGAAAGUGUCUUCGAAGGCGACACGGAUACCAAUCCGAAAUUAUCAAGUCCAAGUAACAUUGACACUGAUGAAACGUAUACCAGUCAGGAGAAGGAUAAAGAUGAGGAUGAGGUGAAAGCAGUCGGGAGCCCACUUGAUGGUAUUAAAGUCCCUACGACUUUACCACAGUCUGAUAGUGGAUACCAGACGGUGAGGUCAUGUUUUUCAUCCCCUGAUGAAUGUGUUCUAGGUGCUCUGACUAUGACUUACUCGACACAUGUCGAGUCAUCUCAGACUGAGAGUAUCGCGGCUAAAAGUGAGGCGUGUAGCAGUCCGGGAAGUAAGCGUCUAGGCUCAGAUGAUUCUGUUGGGGAGGUCCUGGAGAACAGAAUGUGGGCUACAGUGCUUUCCUUGACUUGGUUGGAGCAUAAUUGUGCCUCUUUCUUCAAUGAGUGGGAGUUACUCGCUGCUAAGGCUGAUCGUUGGCUUAAUGAUCAACGCUUACCUCGUGGCUAUGAUCUGCCUGGUCUGAAAGCUGCAUCCUAUCAAGUCAUUGUCUUAUCAAGAAAGUAUAGCUCUUAAUAAAAAUUAUAAAAAUGAAAUAUUGAAUUCAGCGCUUUUGUCCACCAUAAGGUGCUCAAUGCGCAUGCAAAUUAUCCCUGGACCCAUGUUCGUAAAGCUGCUUCAUUCAAUGAGAGACUUUGGGACGCUAGGUGGCAGCAGACUUACCAGGUAAAUUGUCAUUGUUUACGGGGUAGUUCUGAGCGUGC